CUGUUUUAUUCUAAGGCAUGGUAAAAGAGAAAGAAAACAUGAUUGAAAUGUGUCAUUUUUGCGGGGAGCAGGGAGGAAAUAAAUCAACAAAAUGGCAAAGGCUUGUGUUUGUAUAGAAUAUUUUACUUUAACAAAUAUUACGAUUUUCUUAUUAAGAAGAAUAUUAUUUUAUGGAGAUAUUUGAUUGUUAUACGGAAAUUGGGAAUUCUGCCUGGUUGCAUUCAAUAUUUACAUAAGUACAUAUACCUAAGUAUCUAUAAAAAUGGAUCAGGAGUGCGAUUAUAAUUCACCAGUUGGGCAGAUAAUAAAGCAAAUCAACGCACUGUGUAAGAAGCCCAAGAUAGAUGAUGAGCUAAGAUCUGCAUUGGAGUUAUUCAGCGACAAGAUCAAUCACCAGAAGAAGUUUAUGAAUAAUGGCAUAUUCACUAUCAAUUUUGCAGAAGCUGCACUUUUCCUUCAAAGUUGUGCAGAACUGUAUGGUAAAAAAGUUGACUUAUUGUGGGAUCAACUUCUCGAAUUCCAUACCAGGCUUAUAGAAUAUGAUUGUGCUCAUGAGAAAGAGAAAGGGAAAAAGGUAAAUGAUGAAGUCAUAAAGCAGCUAGAGGAGAGGCGUAACAGAUACAAACGAAAGAAAAAAUUCAAACUUAUGUUGGCACAGGAGGACAACCUAGAACGGUUUUUAUUUGAUAAACCAAUAAAUGAAGAUAAGGACAAGCUGAAUACAUUUGAGCCAGAUGAAACUUUACAGAGAGCAUGGAAGAGUUUGGAAGUAGAGAGCUCAAAAAUAAAAAGUGUUCCUAACGCAGUUUACAAACAGCAGCUCACAAUGUACAGGAUGAAAAACUAUUAUACCAUGAAGAGUCAAGACUUUGAUAUUUUCGAUGCAGAAGACGGCGAAUUCAAUACAAAAUAUAGCAGAGUUCCAGGGUGGCACCAUAUAGAGCACUUGUUUGAAUACAAUACUAAAGGUUUGUUACCUGAUAAAAACAACUUGAUAGCCACCCUCCGCUUAGGAGCUUAUCUUAGGGUUAAGUUUCUCAGAGACAGAAAAAUUCCCUUCAGCGCUCCCUACACUGAAUAUAAAGAAGAAUAUCUAGCUUAUAGAAGGCAGUUUUUCGAAGCGGAAGGUGAAAAGUGGCAAAACAUGCCUCUGAACACGCUGGAUGAUCUCCAUAAACAACUGGAAUUUCUCUCACAGAAAGAACAGGGAAUUGACGAUGAGACAGAGAUAGAUACUCAUAACGUUUCAUCUACAUCCCCUAACCCAGAUCCAGGAACUGGCAAAGAAACUAACUCCAAUGUAAACCAUAUUUCUGAUCGUAAUUCUUUAGAGAAAAUGCUAGACGAGUGUGACGAUGAUAGCUUGUUUGAGUUGAGCAUAGGUUGCCCGACAGAACUUUCAAAUUCAGAUUUGUUUGUUAGACUUGAGAAAUUGUCUUCUGAUAUCAUCACCAAAAAGUAUCGGCAAGAUUCUGGGUUUUUUGGUAGCGAUGUUGAUUGCGAUGAAGAAGUUAACGUUCACAACACGGAAGUUUCAGCACCUGUUGAAAUGAGUACUGGAGGUGAAACGAUUCAAAACGUUAGCGAGAAUAGGACAGAAAUUUCGGACGCAAACCUCGAAAAUUCUGUGAUGACAGCUCAGAAUCAAAAAGAAGAUACAGCAGAAAAUGGGGCAUCUACGAUACCGCUGAUGACUGAUAAAUUGCCGGAGAAUGAAAAUCUACUGGGAACAGUUGAUACAAAUCAUCCACACACAGUUGCAAUGGAAUCGGUAGAAAAUUGUUCUGCCGCCAACACUAAAUCGACUCAGAUGUUCCCAGCUAACAUCGAUAGAGAACAGGACAAGGAGAAUCUUAAUCCACAUGCUCCCAAUAUAUGUGAUGAUACCGAAAACCUAGAAAAUUCAGAUGAUUUUGAGACGAGAAGUAUAAUGAGCGAUCAUAGUUAUUGUAAAACUUCCUCUCCUCGUAGAGUGUUAGAAGAAAAUAACAAUGUACCCAUCGACAAAAAUGUGAAUGCUGCUACCAAAGAUGUGAUGACUCCAUUCGUUUCUAGCAGGACUAGAAUUAUCCCCCGAGUUGUCAAAACCAAACCUCCCAGAGAAAAAGUCAAGUUUAAAGUUCCGGCUCCAAAUCCAUCACCUCCGAAAAGAAGAAAGUUAUCCUCAAAACAAGUAGAAAAACUAUUCAACAGUUUGAUCGUGGCACCAGCAGUGAAAGAAAUGAAAUUCGAAAAGUUCUUCUCUCAGAAUUACCAGCCUCAGUUGGGUGAAGAUAUUCAGUAUUCCGCCCUGAAUCAAGCUGCCUCUGAAACUGAGACUGAUGUAUAA
Messenger RNA from Leptinotarsa decemlineata (Colorado potato beetle), 2329 nucleotides. RefSeq lists its product as uncharacterized. Gene Ontology annotation, molecular function: chromatin binding. Lineage: Eukaryota; Metazoa; Arthropoda; Insecta; Coleoptera; Chrysomelidae. The record is from RefSeq and is a predicted model, not a curated record. Gene Ontology annotation, cellular component: nucleus; condensin complex. Gene Ontology annotation, biological process: meiotic chromosome condensation; mitotic sister chromatid separation.